CAGAGCGAAAGCAUGAGUUUGUACGACACUUUGCGAAGCCGGGCAGAAGUUAUCGAUGAUAACGUUCGAUUGUCCGAAUUAGUUGCCCGAACCGUUGCUAGCGGACCCCAUGAUCGUCCGAUCCACCUGCUGGAAGUGGACACUGUUGUUUCGCGGUACGCAGAAUGGCUUCGCCAUCUGCCACGUGUGAAGCCGUACUAUGCCAUCAAGUGCAACGAUACUGAGGCGGUGGUGGAGACGCUGACGGUACUUGGCGCUGGUUACGACUGUGCGUCUCAGCCCGAGUUAGAGCGGGUCCUCAGGUUGGGCGUUCCGACGGAACGGAUCAUCUACGCCCAACCAUCGAAGAGUGUUGCUUCGCUGAAAUUCGCACGUGAUAAGCGAAUUCGUACGGUGUUUGAUAAUGAAUUUGAGCUUGAUAAGAUAGCCCAACACUUUCCGGAUGCUGAGCUACUGUUGCGGUAUCGGUUCGAUUCUGGCAACACAAAAAUCAACUUGGGCAGUAAGUUCGGGUGCGAAGUAACGGUAGAGGCAAGGCAGCUGCUCGAUCGAGCCCGCAAGAUGGGUAUGAAUGUCGUUGGCUUCUGCUUCAACGUUGGCUCCAUGAGCUACGACGCGGAGGUAUUCUAUAAGGCGCUUCAGGCUGGACGCGAGAUCAGUGACUAUGCCGCAUCGAUCGGUUUCCAGUUUCGCGUGCUGGACCUCGGCGGUGGUUUCGUCGGCGAUAAGGACGACAGUAUCGCCCGGUACGCUCAGUACAUCAACCGAGGGCUAGAUGAGUUCUUUCCGGAGGAGUGGUUGGAGGUGUUCGCCGAACCAGGGCGCUAUCUGUGUGCCGCUGCGGUGACGAACGUGUGCGUCGUCCAGGGCAAGCGAUACUUCCGAAAUGCCUCAAACUGGAGCUCCAUCGAGAGCGUCGGAUACUAUUUGAACGACGGCAUGUACGGUACCUUCUACGGUGCCAAAUACCGUGGUAUGGUGCCGAAACCGAUUGUGUGGAAACCGAGCGCUGCCUGCGGACCUGUGAGGCCGAGUAAGCUGUUCGGCCCGACGUGCGAUGGAAACGACUACUUCAUGGACGGAGUACUACUACCGGAGCUAGAACCAGGAGACACGUUAGUCUUCGAAACGGAGGGUGCGUACGCAAGUGUCCACUCUUGCCGAUUCAAUGGAUUUCAUCUGCCAAAAGUGGUCGCUUACAUUCGACGCACUGCAGUCGAGCUAUUAAAACAAGUAGGCGAUGCCAAAAUGGACAGCCGGUUCAUUGACAAGCUACUCUUGGACUCGGAAUUCCUAAAAAACAUCGGCCAAAAGUGUGAACCGUUGUCAUUUACGGAUUAA
Molecule: messenger RNA, 1341 nt
Organism: Anopheles coustani
Lineage: Eukaryota; Metazoa; Arthropoda; Insecta; Diptera; Culicidae
Product: ornithine decarboxylase 1-like
Exons: 2
Coding region: 13-1341 (442 amino acids)
Cellular component (GO): cytoplasm
Molecular function (GO): ornithine decarboxylase activity
Source: RefSeq, a predicted model, not a curated record